Molecule: messenger RNA, 3191 nt
Organism: Polyodon spathula (Mississippi paddlefish)
Lineage: Eukaryota; Metazoa; Chordata; Actinopteri; Acipenseriformes; Polyodontidae
Product: N-acetylgalactosaminyltransferase 7-like
Exons: 12
Coding region: 235-2199 (654 amino acids)
Cellular component (GO): Golgi apparatus
Source: RefSeq, a predicted model, not a curated record
GAUCAAUUCACAUCCUUGUCAGUCUUUGGGCUGUGUAGUACAUUUUAUUGCUAUGCCGGUGUAAAUACGAGGAACAAGUUUUACAUGCAGAAGGCAAAGCAGAGGGGGCAGCACCAGAGAGACGAGAAGGAUUUGAACAGGAUUGAAAUAGGACAAGAACGCGAACGCGAGCAGUUAGAGAAAGGAUACAUUUAACUUUUCAUUUAAUUAAUUUAGAGUCUUGUUAUUUUCAUUAUGAGGUUAAAAAUAGGUUUUAUUCUGCGCAGUUUGCUCAUCGUAGGCACGUUUUUAGGAUUGAUUGUGCUCUGGUCUUCUCUUAAACCCGAAUCCAACGACGAAAAUCCAUUUGCUCAAGUGGAAAAAAAACCUGCCAUCAAUCCUCCUCCUAAUGUGAAGGACAACGUCUUGGACAAAUUUAAUCCUGUGGUCCCCUGGCCUCAUGUAGAAGGGGUUGAAGUUGACCUAGAGUCCAUCCGACAAAAGAAUGACGGUAAAAAAGGACUGCCUCACCCCCCGCAAGCUGGUGCAGAUAAUCAACAGAAUAUAAUGCAGAAACAGUAUGUCACCUUUAAGCCACAGAAACAUGUCUACCCAGAUCCUGUAUUGAGAUCUGGAGUGUUGGGAAACUUUGAAUUGAAAGAAGCUGAGCCUCAGGGAGUGCCUGGCGGUCCCGGUGAGGGAGCAAAGCCAUUCUUGCUUGGGCCAGAGUAUAAAGAUGCCAUCCAAGCCAGCAUCAGAGAGUUUGGUUUCAAUAUGGUGGCAAGUGAGAUGAUCUCCCUGGACCGCACUGUAAGUGACCUGCGCCAUGAAGAGUGCAAGUAUUGGUAUUAUGAUGAAAACUUGCUUACAAGCAGUGUUAUUAUUGUCUUCCAUAAUGAAGGAUGGUCCACCUUAAUGAGAACUGUGCAUAGUGUUAUUAAACGGACGCCUAGAAGAUACCUAGAGGAAAUUGUAUUGAUUGAUGACUACAGUAAUAAAGUUCACUUAAAAGAUAGAUUGGAGGAAUACAUAAAGCAGUGGAAUGGCUUGGUAAAAUUGUUUCGAAAUGAGAGGAGAGAAGGCUUAAUUCAAGCAAGGAGCAUUGGGGCAAAAAAGGCUGUGCUUGGUCAGGUGCUGAUCUAUCUGGAUGCUCAUUGUGAAGUGGGACCUAACUGGUAUGCACCUCUAGUGGCUCCUAUCACGAAGGACAGAACUAUAUGCACAGUACCACUGAUUGACUCCAUAAGUGGCCAGACUUAUGAUAUUGAACCACAAGGGGGUGGUGAUGAAGAUGGGUAUGCGAGAGGAGCAUGGGACUGGAGCAUGUUAUGGAAACGUGUGCCGUUGUCAAAGAGGGAGAAGGAGAAGAGAGUAACUAGAACCGAACCAUAUCGGUCCCCAGCUAUGGCUGGUGGAUUAUUUGCCAUUGAACGAGAUUUCUUCUUUGAACUGGGAUUAUAUGAUCCAGGUCUGCAAAUCUGGGGAGGAGAAAACUUUGAGAUUUCUUUCAAGAUUUGGCAGUGUGGAGGCCAGCUGCUAUUUGUGCCUUGUUCUCGGGUUGGACAUAUUUACCGUCUCGAGGGGUGGCAAGGAAAUCCACAACCUGCUCAUGUGGGUUCAUCUCCAACGCUGAAGAAUUAUGUCCGUGUUGUGGAGGUUUGGUGGGAUGAGUAUAAAGACUAUUUCUAUGCAAGCCGUCCUGAGACUUCUGCUCUAGCCUACGGAGAUAUUUCGGAACUGAAAAAAUUCCGUGAAGAACACAAGUGUAAAAGCUUUAAAUGGUUCAUGGAGGAAAUUGCCUAUGAUAUUUCAGCACACUAUCCACUGCCUCCAAAAAAUGUGGAUUGGGGAGAGAUAAGGGGAUUUGAAACUAAUUACUGUAUAGACAGUAUGGGUCACACCAAUGGGGACAUCGUGGAAUUGGGGCCUUGUCACAGGAUGGGAGGAAACCAGCUUUUCAGAAUAAAUGAAGUGAACCAGCUAAUGCAAUAUGAUCAGUGCUUGACAAGAGGAUCUGACGGCACCAAAGUUAUGAUCACUCACUGUAACUUGAAAGAGUAUUUAGAAUGGCAAUAUUUUAAGGAUUUGCACAGGUUUAUCCAUAUACCUACAGGGAAAUGUCUAGAUCGUUCAGAGGUUCUUCAUCAGGUCUUCGUAUCGGAGUGUGACACAAAUAAAAGUACACAGAAGUGGGAGAUGAACAACGUAGUGUCUGUGUGAAAAACUGGACAUGCAAGACUGAAUACAAAAGUAGCCUGUGUAACUGCUGCAUGUAGGAAUUUAAAUAUAAAUAUUUUAAUGAAUGAAAACUGUGAUAAUAGGCUGUUCAUGAAUUGUUUACAAAAUUGAUCAUUUUCAUUUUUCAAGUCUUUAGGUGAUGUUUACAUACUUUCCUCUUGGUUUCUUACACUCUAUGCAUAUCUUUAAGGUACAUCUUUCCUUUGGGAUUUCGCUCAAGGGUCUGCAAAUAUGUGACUUUCUUAAAAACUGUGCAUUUAAAGUAUGGGUGGGAGUCAAUGCAGUUAUACAGACAGAUCAUUAAAACAUCUGUUUAAAAAUCCAAAAGCACUACCCAUGGUUUGAUUCUUUUUUGUUUUUGCUUUUAUUUUUAGUUAUGUUAAAACACUCCUGAUAAAUUACACCAUGAAGCAGACUCUUGCCUCAUCAGCUGGAAACCUUAAGUGUUACUUUUUUUAUCUGAGUCCUGUGUACAUUGAGAGAGGGCAUUUUAUGACCAAUACUUUGCCGUUUUGGAAAGCAAUGACACUCUAUGUGGUCCCGUUCUUUGAAAGUACUGCCAUUUUAGUAAUGCUAUGCAUUUUUCUUUUUUUGGGGGAGGGUUCAUAUUUUGUCACCAAAGUGACAAUUUAUAUAUUCUUGCAGUGUCUUUCAGUAGAAAUAUUGUUUAACUUGUUGAAGAUAUGUAUUCAGCUCGUGCAUAAAGUUUGAAUUAUUAUACUGAGCUAAGAAUGUACUUAAGUCACCACAUAAACCAGCAGACAUACAUUGGUUUUACUAUCAGUUGUUGAUUGUGUGUCAAUUUUAGUUUUCACUGUCCAGUCACUGUCCUGGAGGGCCAUUUCACUUCAGGUUUAAUGAGACAAUGAACUACUUUAGGGUCUGGCUGGCGGUUUAAAUCAGUGGUGCACAACUCAGGCCAUGGAGGGCCAGUGUCCCUCCUGGUUUUUGUUCUAACCAUACCCUAAAUUAGU